AUGUCGGCAAAGGCACUUCAGACAGACAUGGCCGUGGAAACACCCGCAGUUCAAUUCCCGUUCCCCACCCGCUUCGUCUGGUGUCUUAAAAUUUUGCUCUUUAAGGCUGCGACAAUUAUCUUUGCCCUCUUCCGACGGCGUCACAACCCGACGCCAGUGUCCACGAAGCCGACGCUGGUCAAGCGGUACUUAUGUCGGCCUAUGUUGAACAACCGGAUUUUCUUCCCACCGCAAUAUCAGCCAGGCAAUAAACCGAUACCUCUUUAUCUGGACAUACAUGGCGGCGGUUUCGCGGUUGGUAGCCCCCGAAUGGACGACGAAUUCUGCACCUCCUGGGCCAGACGUACGGGAAUGCUGGUUGUGAGCCUUGAUUACCGGAAAGCACCACGUCACCCGUUCCCGACAGCAACAUAUGACAUUGCUGCCUUGAUAAAUGCGGUCCUCGGGGAUGAGGCACUACCUAUCGACAAAGUCCGGGUCGCUAUUGGAGGCUUUAGCGCAGGAGGCAAUCUGGCUCUUUCCGUCUCACAACUGCAGGGCAUCAAAGAUCGAAUAACAGCUGCUGUUGUCUACUACCCUGUCGUUGACUUUGGUGUCCCCCCCCAAACGAGAAGCUAG
Molecule: messenger RNA, 618 nt
Organism: Penicillium argentinense
Lineage: Eukaryota; Fungi; Ascomycota; Eurotiomycetes; Eurotiales; Aspergillaceae
Product: alpha/beta hydrolase
Exons: 1
Coding region: 1-618 (205 amino acids)
Molecular function (GO): hydrolase activity
Source: RefSeq, a predicted model, not a curated record